Messenger RNA from Sphaeramia orbicularis (orbiculate cardinalfish), 1262 nucleotides. It is a transcript of the gene med20, whose product is annotated as mediator complex subunit 20. The coding region runs from base 40 to 675 and encodes 211 amino acids. The transcript has 4 exons. Gene Ontology annotation, biological process: regulation of transcription by RNA polymerase II. Gene Ontology annotation, molecular function: transcription coactivator activity. Gene Ontology annotation, cellular component: mediator complex. Lineage: Eukaryota; Metazoa; Chordata; Actinopteri; Kurtiformes; Apogonidae. The record is from RefSeq and is a predicted model, not a curated record.
ACAGACGCACAGUCCGAAACAGAAAGAGGCAAAAUAUCAAUGGGGGUUACUUGUGUGUGUCAGGUGCCCGUGGCGGAGGGGAAGAGUGUGCAGCAGACGGUGGACAUCCUGCACAAGAAGCUGGAGCAGCUGGGAGCUGUGAAGCAGGGCAGCUUCUGUGUGGACUGUGAAACGUACCAUGCAACAGCAAACGUCAGCGGUCAGCCCUCCAAGCUCUUGUAUGUGAUGCAUAACUCUGAAACUCCCCUGAGCUGCAUGGCCCUGUUUGAAGGCGGACCCUGCCUCAUAGCAGAUGCAAACUUCGAUGUCCUAAUGGUGAAGUUAAAAAGCCACUUCCAGAAUGCUAAAGGACAUAAGGUGGAGUGUCGUGGAUCAAGAUAUCGCUACUGUGACUUCUUAAUUAAAGUUGGUACAGUGACAAUGAGCUCCAGUGCCAGAGGGAUAUCAGUGGAGGUGGAGUAUUGUCCCUGUGUGGUUCCAGGCGACUGCUGGAAUCUGAUGAAAGAGUUUAUGCAGUCUUUUCUCGGCUCCAGUGUCCCUGAGCUUCCAUCUGUGUUUGCUGCUAAACCCGAGGGCCUUUUCGCCCCAGCAGACAGUGUGGACACCAUGACUCAGUACCUGGAGUUGUUCAACAAACUUCGUAAAUUACAAAUGACUGGAAGUAAUGUGCGUUGACUGAGCAGUUCUGAUGGAGAGAUCUACUUUUUAUAUUUGUACUGGUGGUGUAUUAAUCCUGGUCCUAUGGAUCAGUAUGGUAUGCAGGCAUUUUUUUAAAGCCUGGAAUUUUUUAUUUUCAUUUCUGGAGUUUCAACAUUAUUAAAACUUGGAAAAGGAGUUUGUUGCUGUUGUACACUCAUUUUAUUUGAUCUGAAGCACAUAGCUAACAAAACAAUGGAGUCAUUUUUAUGACAAUCCCUCAGGAUUACAUAACUUUCUCUGAAAUUUUGCCUUGUUAUAGAGUUAGUAAACGCUACAAAUGUCUACUUUUUAAUUCCCAUUUAAUUUUAAAUGCAAUUUGGCAUAAUUAUUUACCAAGUACAAGCUUUGAGGUUGUAUAUUCAUUUUUUAUACAUUAUAUUUCAGAGUGUAAUAUUUUUAUCUUCACCCCUACAGGUUCUGUCAGUUAUUAUGUUUAAUUCAGGUUUGAGGUAACUGAAGUUCAUGUGUGACAAAAGAUAAUGUAAAUUAUCCUAUCUGGCAGCUGCAGGAAAAAUGACAGGACAAAGAGAAACUUGAGUAUAGCUGUAUGUGCCAGCCAUACA